Molecule: messenger RNA, 1052 nt
Organism: Phialemonium atrogriseum
Lineage: Eukaryota; Fungi; Ascomycota; Sordariomycetes; Cephalothecales; Cephalothecaceae
Product: ER lumen protein-retaining receptor
Exons: 3
Coding region: 352-981 (209 amino acids)
Biological process (GO): protein retention in ER lumen; endoplasmic reticulum to Golgi vesicle-mediated transport
Cellular component (GO): cis-Golgi network; endoplasmic reticulum; membrane
Molecular function (GO): ER lumen protein retrieval receptor activity
Source: RefSeq, a predicted model, not a curated record
CGAGUUUUGCAGCUGCAACAGCCUUACGCUUUAUUAUGGAUCCACCAUGCCAAAUCGCGUAUCGUGUCCUUUCGUCGUUUCUGAAGAGUCUCUCAUUCUCUCAACAUUCGUCGCCACAAUAUCGCCAAUCGCAACGUGCUUUGACAGGCUAUCGUCGGUGCUUCUACAGCCGUAUUUUGUCUUUCCAAGCUCAAACUACGGCCCCCUGAUCUAUCGCCAUGUUGAACAUCUUCAGAGUCCUGGGUAUGGAUCCAUUGCGCGGUUGGGAUAGCUUCUCUUCUCGUAUUGACCUAGCCAACUUUUACAGGGGACUUCUCCCACUUGGGGUCCAUUGCCAUCCUCCUCCAUAAGAUGACUCAGCUCAAAGUUCGUGUUCAAGGCCUAGUUCUCGAUCUAAGGCCACCUGCUGACCAUAUGCAGAGCUGUUCCGGGAUCUCGUUCAAGUCCCAAGCACUCUAUCUCCUGGUCUACGUCACAAGAUAUCUUGACCUAUUCACAACCGAGAGCGUGUACAACAUCGUGUUCAAGAUCAUGUUCAUCAGCUCGCAAGGUUACAUCAUCUAUCUCAUGACAAAUGCCUACAAGCCGACCAAUGACCCCAAUCUCGAUACCUUCCGCAUCCAAUACCUCCUCGCCGGAGCCGCUGUCUUCGCCGUGCUGUUCCCCUACAAGUACACCGUCUCGGAAAUCAUGUGGGCCUUCUCCAUCUGGCUCGAGGCUGUAGCCAUCCUCCCGCAGCUGUUCAUGCUCCAGCGCACUGGUGAGGCCGAGACCAUCACGACACACUACCUUUUCGCCCUGGGCCUGUAUCGCGCCCUUUACAUCCCCAACUGGAUCUAUCGCUACGUCACCGAGCCGAAUCACAAGGUGGACUACAUCGCUGUUACGGCAGGCAUCAUCCAGACCAUCUUGUACAGCGAUUUCUUCUGGAUCUACUACAACAAGGUGCUCAAGGGCCAGAAGUUCAAGCUCCCGGUUUAGGGAUGUCCAAGCGUUUGCGGUUUGGGCUUGUCGAGGGCCACAAGCCUGUCAACAACGAACUCGUCAAUCCU